Messenger RNA from Vombatus ursinus (common wombat), 882 nucleotides. It is a transcript of the gene SHOX, whose product is annotated as short stature homeobox. NCBI's taxonomy places the organism in Eukaryota, Metazoa, Chordata, Mammalia, Diprotodontia, Vombatidae. The coding region runs from base 1 to 882 and encodes 293 amino acids. Gene Ontology annotation, molecular function: sequence-specific double-stranded DNA binding; DNA-binding transcription factor activity, RNA polymerase II-specific. The record is from RefSeq and is a predicted model, not a curated record. Gene Ontology annotation, biological process: regulation of transcription by RNA polymerase II. Gene Ontology annotation, cellular component: nucleus. The transcript has 5 exons.
AUGGAAGAACUUACAGCUUUUGUAUCGAAAUCUUUUGACCAGAAAAGCAAAGAGGGCAGCAGCAGCGGCGCCAGCAGCGGCAGCAAGAAGGAGACUAUUACAUACAGGGAAGUUUUGGAGAGUGGUUUGGCUCGAUCUCGGGAGCUGGGAAACUCUGAUUCUAACCUUCAGGACAUUACUGAGAGCAGCAACCAUUGCCCAGUGCAUCUUUUCAAAGACCAUGUAGAGAGUGACAAGGACAAACUGAAGGAGUUCAGCACGGGCAGGGCUGCGGAAGGGAUCUACGAGUGCAAAGAGAAAAGAGAAGACGUGAAAUCUGAAGAUGAGGAUGGACAGACCAAGCUGAAGCAGAGAAGAAGCCGAACCAAUUUCACCUUAGAGCAGCUGAAUGAGUUGGAAAGACUUUUUGAUGAGACUCACUAUCCGGAUGCCUUUAUGAGGGAAGAGCUGAGCCAGAGGUUGGGACUCUCUGAAGCUAGGGUGCAGGUCUGGUUCCAAAAUCGAAGAGCUAAGUGCCGAAAGCAAGAGAAUCAGAUGCACAAAGGCGUUAUUUUGGGAACUGCAAGCCACUUAGACGCCUGCAGGGUAGCCCCUUAUGUUAAUAUGGGAGCCCUGAGGAUGCCUUUCCAACAGGUAGUCCAGGCACAGCUGCAGCUGGAAGGCGUGGCCCACGCUCACCCUCACCUGCAUCCCCACCUGGCUGCCCACGCCCCCUAUCUGAUGUUUCCACCGCCUCCCUUCGGGCUCCCUAUCGCCUCCUUGGCGGAGUCAGCCUCAGCUGCCGCCGUGGUGGCCGCCGCUGCCAAGAGCAACAGCAAAAACUCCAGCAUCGCCGACCUGCGGCUCAAGGCCCGGAAACACGCCGAGGCCCUGGGGCUCUGA